Necator americanus (New World hookworm) is the source of this 570-nucleotide messenger RNA. RefSeq lists its product as uncharacterized. The record is from RefSeq and is a predicted model, not a curated record. NCBI's taxonomy places the organism in Eukaryota, Metazoa, Nematoda, Chromadorea, Rhabditida, Ancylostomatidae. The transcript has 6 exons. The coding region runs from base 1 to 570 and encodes 189 amino acids.
AUGCGAACGGCUAAGUCGAACAAGCGCAACUCUCGAACAGUACCACCAGCCCAAAUGGAGAAGAAGAAGGUGUCGCGAGCUGGAGAAAGCAAUGAAAGUAACAAGAAAUGCAUGGUGCUUCCUUGUAUGUUGAACAACAUCAAACAAUGCGAAAUGUGGCCAAUUCGCAUUGUACCGUUUGUGAAGCGCCUGGAGAGCGCGCCAUUUUGCAAAGCAAAACUGAGGAAACCGUUCUACGCACCAGCGGAUAUUAGAUUCUUGACCAUGAUAAAUCAGGAACGCAAUGUGAGAUUCACAUUAAAGAGAAAAAUAAGUAAUGCGUAUGGACAGCUGAUGAUUUCCGUGCUAAACUGCAAAGUAAUUAAGUAUUCGAUCGCCUUGAUGUGCACUAAAGACAGAGUUUCCAGGGGGCCCACAAACGACUUCUACAGUAUGCUCGGACGAUAUCAAGAAAGACCUCAAAAGAGAUUUCCAGCCGGCCUCUAUUACUCCCUUAUGGGCGAAGAUUUGACUGAAACAAAACCAAAGAGACCAAGAGACGAAGAUGACUACAUACUUCCCGACUACUAG